Molecule: messenger RNA, 133 nt
Organism: Scutellospora calospora
Lineage: Eukaryota; Fungi; Glomeromycota; Glomeromycetes; Diversisporales; Gigasporaceae
Source: the annotation of a GenBank genome assembly
AUGACAAUUUUAGAAAGAAAAGCAUUGAGAGAAGAAAAUUCAGCUCUAAGAUUCCAAGUUGCCUUGCUUGAAGAAAGACUAGAAUAUCUUAAAAGUCGUAAAGAUAAGAGAAAAAAAAAUUCAUUCUUACCUA